Molecule: messenger RNA, 2499 nt
Organism: Amblyraja radiata (thorny skate)
Lineage: Eukaryota; Metazoa; Chordata; Chondrichthyes; Rajiformes; Rajidae
Gene: stt3a
Product: STT3 oligosaccharyltransferase complex catalytic subunit A
Exons: 18
Coding region: 133-2250 (705 amino acids)
Biological process (GO): post-translational protein modification
Cellular component (GO): membrane
Molecular function (GO): dolichyl-diphosphooligosaccharide-protein glycotransferase activity
Source: RefSeq, a predicted model, not a curated record
CCAUUGGCCCGUGGGCGGGUGCUUCCGCUGACAGGUUAGGUUGUGGCGGGCGUGCGGCCCGUGCCCGGGGUGGAUGGAGUGAGCUCGGCGGUGGCGUUUCAUACUUUGUAAGCUGCAUACACCAAACCAAAGAUGACGAAGCUAGGAUUCCUGCGAUUAUCGUACGAGAAGCAGGAUACUCUGCUGAAGCUGCUCAUUCUGUCCAUGGCAGCUAUACUCUCAUUUUCUACAAGGUUAUUCUCUGUAUUGAGGUUUGAGAGCGUUAUCCAUGAGUUUGAUCCGUACUUUAAUUACCGCACCACUCGCUUCCUUACUGAAGAAGGUUUUUACAAGUUCCAUAAUUGGUUUGAUGAUCGAGCCUGGUAUCCCCUGGGCAGGAUUAUUGGAGGAACAAUCUAUCCAGGUCUUAUGGUCACGUCCGCUGCUCUCUACCAUGCGCUGCACUUCUUCCACAUCACGAUUGAUAUCAGGAACGUCUGCGUGUUUCUGGCUCCUCUCUUCUCAUCUUUCACCACCAUUGUCACUUACCACUUAACAAAAGAACUGAAGGAUGCUGGUGCUGGCUUGUUAGCUGCAGCUAUGAUUGCUGUGGUCCCUGGCUACAUCUCCCGGUCAGUGGCUGGAUCCUAUGAUAAUGAAGGGAUUGCUAUCUUCUGCAUGUUGCUCACAUACUACACUUGGAUUAAGGCUGUGAAGUCUGGCUCCAUCUACUGGUCUGCUAUUUGUUCAAUUGCCUAUUUCUACAUGGUCUCCUCUUGGGGUGGUUACGUGUUCCUGAUUAAUCUGAUCCCACUUCAUGUACUUAUCCUUAUGCUGACUGGACGAUUUUCUCACCGGAUCUAUGUGGCAUAUUGUACAGUAUACAGUCUCGGCACCAUUCUCUCCAUGCAGAUUUCCUUUGUGGGAUUCCAGCCUGUCCAAUCUUCAGAACACAUGGCUGCCUUGGGUGUCUUUGGUCUGUGCCAGAUUCAUGCCUUUGUUGAUUAUCUACGUAGCAAAUUGAAUGCACAACAAUUUGAUAUCCUUUUCAAGAGUGUCAUCUCUCUGGUGGGCUUGGGCGUUAUGUCUGCAGGAACUGUGCUGAUGCUGACAGGCACGAUAUCCCCAUGGACUGGCCGUUUCUACUCUUUAUUGGAUCCUUCUUAUGCAAAGAAUAACAUCCCCAUCAUUGCCUCUGUCUCUGAGCACCAGCCCACCACCUGGUCAUCAUAUUAUUUUGACCUGCAACUGCUUGUCUUCAUGUUCCCAGUGGGUUUGUACUACUGUUUCAACAACCUGUCAGAUGCUAGGAUUUUCAUCAUCAUGUACGGAGUCACCAGCAUGUACUUCUCAGCUGUGAUGGUUCGGCUUAUGUUGGUUCUGGCCCCGGUCAUGUGUAUUCUCUCGGGAAUUGGUGUCUCUCAGGUCCUGUCCACGUACAUAAAGAACUUGGAUAUCAGCCGUCCUGAUAAAAAAUUAAAAAAGCAGCAGGACUCCACUUAUCCAAUCAAGAAUGAGGUAGCAAGUGGAAUGGUGCUUGUGAUGACCUUCUUCCUAAUUACCUACACCUUUCAUUCUACCUGGGUGACCAGUGAGGCGUAUUCAUCUCCCUCCAUCGUGCUGUCUGCCCGCGGAGGAGAUGGAAGCCGGAUAAUCUUUGACGACUUCAGGGAGGCAUACUACUGGCUCAGGCACAAUACUCCAGAGGAUGCCAAGGUGAUGUCAUGGUGGGAUUAUGGUUAUCAGAUCACAGCAAUGGCCAAUCGAACCAUCCUAGUGGAUAACAACACCUGGAAUAACACUCACAUCUCCAGAGUUGGGCAGGCCAUGGCUUCUCCAGAGGAGAAGGCCUAUGAGAUCAUGAGGGAGCUGGACGUAAGCUACGUUCUGGUCAUUUUUGGAGGCCUCACAGGAUAUUCAUCUGAUGAUAUAAACAAGUUCCUGUGGAUGGUGAGAAUUGGAGGCAGCACUGACACAGGCAAACACAUCAAGGAGCACGAUUACUACACCCCCACAGGAGAGUUCCGUGUGGACAGGGAGGGCUCUCCCAUCCUGCUCAACUGUCUGAUGUACAAAAUGUGCUACUAUCGUUUUGGUCAAGUCUACACCGAAGCAAAACGCCCACCUGGGUAUGACAGAGUGAGGAAUGCUGAGAUUGGGAACAAAGACUUUGAGCUUGAUGUUCUAGAAGAGGCGUACACCACGGAACACUGGCUGGUCCGUAUAUACAAGGUGAAAGAUUUGGAUAAUCGCGGUCUCUCAAGAACGUAAAAGGCACAAAGCAGCCAUGAGUGAUAGCAGCACUGAGGCCUUGUCCUGUGAAGCUGAGCUGUAUUAUUUUUUAUAUACACUAGUUUGGGGAAAAAAGGAAGAGAUCGGAAAGUUUGUUUACAUGUUGCUUCCUAUCCGCGGCAAUCUGUCUGAAAUGUCUAAUUGGGUAUAUGGUGAGUGACCAAAACAUUACGUUGACUUAAGUUCUUUCUGCAGUGGUCAAAUAAAGGGUUCAAAUGGACUUGGAGA